Amoebophrya sp. A25 is the source of this 2710-nucleotide messenger RNA. NCBI's taxonomy places the organism in Eukaryota, Dinophyceae, Syndiniales, Amoebophryaceae. The record is from the annotation of a GenBank genome assembly.
AAAAGAUCUUACCUAGAGAGCGAAGGAGAUCCAUUCCCUUGGGCUUGAAAGCGGCAAGAUCGCCGGCCGCCUCUGGAUUUUCCGCGAGGUCAGUCACUAGAUUCUGCAAAUGUUUGGCGCCUCCCGAUCGUCAUGCUUUCCAUUCCAACACUGGCAGCAGGGUUUUUUACUCGUUUGCAUUAUCGCGCUUAGUUUUCGCUAUUUACGAAUUUUCCGGGCUGUGUUUGUUUUCUGUGUAGCAAACCCCCACGGACCAAGCUACUCGGGCUAACUGUCGUUCCUUAGUGUUUUCCCUUUUCUUAGCUUUUUGUAUUUUCUGCAGGUCUCGGGCACAUUUUGAAGCCCAGCAAGAUGAGAAUCGUCGAGGUGCGCUGCGCCGUGUGUGACGCGUUGCGGCGCGUGCAAGUUCCCUGGGGUGAUGAAGCAGGAGAGCCGGACCCGCUGAGGAAGUGGGGGAGAUUCAAAUGCGGAGCGGCGAACCUGCUUUGUGCGGAGGGUCAGCGCAAUUCCUACGAUCGACUGAAGGCGCACCAGUUGAAACAGCUGCGAAACAUCUACAACGUCAACACAGAGUACAGCGCCGCUUUUUUGGCGGUGUCCUUGAAGACGAUGAAGCCGCGGGCGACUGAACGCCGCGACCCACCAAGGGACAAAAAGCAGCGUCGGGAAGAGCCCGGGCCAGCUGUAGCCCCUCCGGCUUCCCCGUCUGAGUUGGAGUUUCCGGGCACAUUCUUCCCGGGGAUGUCGACAAAAAAAGAGAGGGAGCUAAUGAAGGAAGAGGAAGCAAUCCGCGAGAAAGAACGGGAGAAGGAAGAGAAAAAAAGCAAGGAGAAGAGUGCGUCCCGUGAGGAAGUAAAGCGGACAACGUUCCUGAAUAUGGAGCCCGAUUGGGAUUGUCUUGGUUGUGAAUUUGGGUGCAUCGGUUGCGCGAGUCGUGCAACGAAGGAAAGCGCGGGGCCGACGGCCAUUAGCACCCACCCAAAAGCGGCGGCGCGAUCCCCGACGCGCAAGGGCGUCGCGGAGCAGAACCUCCGGAAAAAGAUCGCGCGGCUUUCCGGAUGUGAGGCAGCAGAAGAUGGCCCUGACUCGGAGCCGGAUGGCAAUCCGUCGGACUAUACGGGCGACCCCUCUGAAGAAAGCGAGGCCGAGUCGGUUAUUGAAUGGGAAGUCCAGCGAAAGCCUAGCAACAGGAUGAGACGCAGGCAGAAGCAAGCUGAAGAGAUUCGCGCCUUGCAGGCGGUUGUGAAUGACUCCAAGAGCCGCGUGACGCGCGCGAAUGUCUGGAGAUCGUUGAAAAAAGGCGGGGCGCUGAGCGAAACCUGCGAAAAGUGGGACCCGAAUGAAGACGCUCCGAAAAUGAGGGCGUUCGUCUCAAAGUUGAUGAAGGCGUACGAGGUCAUCAACCGGGAGAAAGGUGGCGAGCCGAAAGACAUGAGCGCCAUCCCGCGGAAGAAGCCACGACACACAAGCAACGCUACUGGACGACUGAAAAAAUUUGAGGGAGUUCUGCGCACGUGGGCUGACUGGAGAGUGUUGAAGCAGCGCCUUCGCAAGAAGUUAAACCUCCAGCCGGGCGACGGUCCAUCACUUGCCGGGAAGGUCGACUUCGCUAAUUGUGACGAGGUUGGUAUAUUGAAAGAAUACGCUCCGCAGGGAGGCUACCGAACGGAAUGGUUCGAGAAUGAUGCGGACAACUGGACCUUGCCCAGGGAUAACGUGGACGACAAGGGUAGCGCAUUAGUGUGGGCUUUCUCGAGUCCGGCCUUGCGAAUCCCUCCGACGGUAGUUGUCUCGCGUGACUACGUGACAGGACCCUCGCAGAGGAUAAAACAGCGCCGCAGGGUAUGCGAGCGGAGCAUUCGCAACUGGGGCAGGAUGGUCGUGAACCCGGAGAACAGUCGCAAGGGGACGGUUACGCAGCAAGUUUUCUGGGAUGAUGUUCAGCGAAUGGUCGAGCAUAAGGUUCACGUUAUUGGAAAGGAGAGGCCUCUCGUGCUUAUCUUCGACGACUGUUCGGUCCAUAAGUUCGCGAAUUCUGAAAUUUUAGAAAUGGAAAGGAGUGGCGUUUACUUGUUGCGUUUAUGGGGCGGCACAACCAGCUUGCUGCAGGUGAUCGACUGCAUGAAUUUAUGUCCUGGCAGCCUUCUACCGCUGUGCCUCUUCUCUAGUAGAGAAAUGCGACAGCAGUAGCAGCUUCCUGCCUUUAUACUUGAUCGGCGGCGCAAUCCAAGGCAAGGCGAGAGAAUUCGCGGAGGGAGAAGACAGCGAGCAACGCUUGACCACUUUCGAAAACAAGCGAGUUUGGGAAGCUUUGCGGGAUGAUGAGACGCGGCGGCCCUGGCAUCAGAUGCGAUACUUCGAGAUUUGUGGGUUUUCUCUGGAGCAUGAUGUGCCGACCUCUGUACACAUGGAGCUAUGGCGAUUUUUGGAGCUUACUCGGGAGAUGUUUCCGGAUCGUGUUCGAGAGUUGGAGCAGAGGUUUUUGCGCUUGUCUCAGCGAGGCGCGGACGAGUUCAAACUCCUGGAGCCUGAUGAAAUGCCAAAAAGAAACAGGAAGAAGAUGGCGGAAGACAGUGGGCCCCCCGAGGAAGCAGCGGGCGGCCGCGAGUCUAUGCGCGAGGAGAUCCGUGAAGUCGGUGCGCGUUGCGUCAGCGGAACACGGAGAGGAGAAGACGCGCCAGACACGGCGCCAAAAAGGCGGAAGGAGUAG